Rotaria sp. Silwood2 is the source of this 1167-nucleotide messenger RNA. The record is from the annotation of a GenBank genome assembly. NCBI's taxonomy places the organism in Eukaryota, Metazoa, Rotifera, Eurotatoria, Philodinida, Philodinidae.
AUGGAAUCGGACAAAGCGGAUGGUGAAGUCUUUCUUUUUACGUCAGAAUCUGUCGGCGAAGGUCAUCCUGAUAAAAUCUGUGAUCAAGUUAGUGAUGCUAUUUUGGAUGCUUGUUUAACUCAAGAUUCUAAUUCUAAAGUUGCAUGUGAAACAUGUACAAAAACAGGUAUGGUAUUAGUAUGUGGAGAAAUAACAUCAAAAGCUAAUCUUGAUUAUCAAACAAUAAUUCGUAAUACUGUUCGUGAUAUUGGUUGGGAUUCAUCUGAUAAAGGUUUUGAUUAUAAAACAAUGAAUGUUCUUGUUGCACUUGAACAACAAUCACCCGAUAUAGCACAAGCUGUGCAUGAAAAAAAAGCUGAUGAAGAUAUUGGUGCUGGUGAUCAAGGUUUAAUGUUUGGCUAUGCAACAGAUGAAACAGAAGAAUGUAUGCCAUUAACUGUUGUACUUUCUCAUCAUCUUAAUGCUAAAAUGGCUGAAUUAAGACGAAAUGGACAACUUGAGUAUCUUCGACCUGAUUCAAAAACUCAAGUUACUGUUGAAUAUAAAUUUGAUAAAGGUGCUUGCGUACCACAACGUGUUCAUACUAUUGUUAUAUCAACUCAACAUAGUCCUGAUGUUACACAAGAACAAUUACGCGAUGAUCUUCUUAAUAAAGUUAUUAAAACAGUUGUACCACAACAUUUGCUUGAUGAUAAAACUGUUUAUUAUUUAAAUCCAUCAGGUAAAUUUGAAAUUGGUGGUCCACAAGGAGAUGCUGGUUUAACUGGACGUAAAAUAAUUGUUGAUACAUAUGGAGGAUGGGGUGCUCAUGGUGGUGGUGCAUUUAGUGGUAAAGAUCCAUCAAAAGUUGAUCGAUCAGGAGCAUAUGCUGCUCGAUGGGUUGCAAAAUCUCUUGUGAAAGCAAAACUUUGUCGUCGUUGUCUUGUUCAAGUAUCAUAUAGUAUUGCUAUAGCUGAACCUUUAUCGAUUACUGUAUUUGCAUAUGGUACAUCAUCAAAAACAAAUAAAGAAUUACUUGAAAUAGUUAAGAGUAAUUUUGAUCUUCGUCCUGGUAUUAUUAUUCGAGAUUUACAUUUAAAAACUCCAAUUUAUACAAAAACUGCAUGUUAUGGUCAUUUUGGUCGACCAGAAUUUCCAUGGGAAAAACCCAAACAACUUAAAUUUUGA